Aplysia californica (California sea hare) is the source of this 3070-nucleotide messenger RNA. RefSeq lists its product as uncharacterized. The record is from RefSeq and is a predicted model, not a curated record. The transcript has 4 exons. Bases 427 to 1668 code for a protein of 413 amino acids. NCBI's taxonomy places the organism in Eukaryota, Metazoa, Mollusca, Gastropoda, Aplysiida, Aplysiidae. Gene Ontology annotation, cellular component: mitochondrial matrix. Gene Ontology annotation, biological process: regulation of DNA-templated transcription; termination of mitochondrial transcription. Gene Ontology annotation, molecular function: double-stranded DNA binding.
ACUUCGACUGACAUGAUGAAUGAAAGGUCUUUGCUUUGACGAAGGUCCACUAUCAGAGAGGGGAGAAACACCUUUCGGCCUUUCCAGUUUCAUAAUAGGAAAAAAAGAAAAGUCGUCUGCCAUAGAACCUUUCCAUGGUCAGCAUUUGGAGGAGUUCUCUGUUUGAACAGCAAUGAAUUCUGUUAAAAGUGCGAGGCAGCGCAUGCUACAAUAUCCCAGGGCUCUGUCCUCAUGCGCCACCCAGGCUACAGGAUAUGCAAGGUGCGUUUCGUCAAAGGACCAUGUGAAAAAAUUGGAUUGUCAGAAAGAGUUUGCUGCUUUGCAAGAAUGUGUGAAGAAUGCUAUGAAACAGAAGAAGUAACAAGUCUGGUUGUAAUGGUCACGUGAGAGCUUCAGUUUUAUUAUUCUUUCGAUCAGAUUCUGAGAAUGAGACAACUAUUCAUGGCCAACAAAAUGUGCCAGUUUGCAGAGAAGAACUGGCACCAGUUGCACAGAUGGGGAAGAGUGUCCUGCUUCUGUAUGUUUCACAGUGGACUUUGCAGCUGCCGGGAUGUGGGGCCAGAAAAGUAUUUAAAUAAGUCUCCAAAUUUCAGAAUAAAUGGAAACGUUGAACACAGAGAGAGGCUGCCUGUGAAAAAUUUAGUUUCCUGUGGAAAUUCUGAACGAAAGUGGCAUAUUGGUGAUAAAUUGUCUGUUUGUUCUUUGAAGCUUAUAGAAAGGUUGUUGAAGUUGUUGACAGAAUACAGUUUUCCCAAAUAUUUGAAUAGCUUCCAGAAUUAUGUCGACGUGUUUGGGAGGUGUAGGCCUUUAUUUUUUAAUGUAUUUCCAGUUUAUGUAUUGCAAACAAAUCUGGACCCUGAACGGCGAUUUUCAAAGCCAGACUUUUCAGUUUCUAAUUAUAGUACAGAAACCAAAGAAAGCCCUGCUCGCGAUCCAAGUGCUGCUGCACUUAAUCAGACCAGCAAAGGGCAGAGUUACCGCAUGUCAGAUGCGAGAAUUUUCCUAUUGGCGAAAAUUCUGAAAUGUAGCAGGAAGAACAUGAAGAUAUUAAUGAAAGAGAAUUCUUUCUUUGAUCAUUUGUCGCCUGAAGUUGUAAAGGAGAAAGUUGAUGUCUUGCAGUCUUUUGGCUUGCCAUUGACAUGGGUGCAUGCAAACCCCAGGGUUUUGUACCAUUCGUCAGAGUUAGAAAUUGUUAAGAGACUAAAGUUGUUGAAAGAAAAAGAUUUUCUCAACACCAACUCUCUUCUCAAUCAAGAUGGCCUUGGGCAUUACCUGGAGUGCAACAAUGAAACAUUUUCCAGUGCUUUCAAGUACCUGUGUGAGAGGAAGGACUCCUUAGAGGGCUGUGUUGACCAGUUGGAGUACUUACAAUUUCGCCUGCAGUGCUCAAAGGAAGAGGCAGAAACUCUUCUGAACUCGUACCCACUCGUAAGAGGAGUGUCCGAAAUUCGCCUAAAGCAGCAGCUGGAUUUCUUUCUGAAGGAAGCAGAGCUGCCACCAAAUUUUGUUAUCAAAUAUAGAAAGCUCCUUGCCUUUUCUGUUGAUAGGCUACGUUCAAGGUGGAAGAUUAUGAGAGAGGCCGGGAUCACCUCCGACAAGAUGUUUGUGUAUGUGUGGUGCAUGACAGAGAAAAAAUUUGUCAUUGACUAUGCUUUGUACGUUACAUAAUGAUAUGCUUUAGCUGAUAGUCUGUUUUAAGCCGAGUUUACGAUUCUGCCUCUGUUGUACUAGCAACUGUAUAGAGUAAAAUACGAAGAAAAGUCUCGUGUGCAUCAUAGAGUAAGAUACGAAGAAAAGUCCUAUGUGCAUCGUAAUUGUUUAGUAUAUUGUGCUGUUAAUAUUUUUCAUGAGUUUUUUUAAUUUUUAAGAUGGUGUUUCUUGAGAGCAAGUGAAUUUAGAGAGGCAGAGAAAACAGUUCAGUGUGACAAAUAUUUUUAAAACGCUUUUAUGGGAAAUAUGUUCCUCCAUUGAAAAUGAAAUCUAUAACCCACUACUUUGUGAUUGUGAUCGCAUUGCUGAUUUCUUUUUUUUUUUUUUUUUUAAUGGGACAGAACUCUACCUGUGCAAUAGUCCCUGUUUGUCCUCGUCAUCUCCCUUUAUAACAGUUUGCAAUGUGGGUACACUCAAAAUGAAACUCGGGGAAACGGGGAUCUGUUGCUUUUUAGUAUCAGCAUGUGAUUACUAAACUUAUUACGUGGUUGCUUCAAAACUAAUUUUGGGCAAAAGUUCCAAGUAUCCAUGCCAGUCAUCUGUAUUGGUCAUCUGUUGCAUGUGGGUGUGAGCAAACACUGUAUUUAAGUAUUUUUGCCACAGGUGCACAGUAUAGAUCAAUGUACACAAUACAUUUAGUAUUUAUGGAUAGAAUCCAAGUGACGUCAUGAUGAUGAAUGUACACAUAUAUUCUUACCAGGUAAUUUCUUUUGUGCGUGCCUUUGUCUGCAUUUGUUUUUGUUGUCAGCUUUGGUGCUGCUAGCAACACACCUUUCGAGCUUGGAGAUGGAUUCUUUAUUAGGCGAAUGUUUCUAAUUUCUAGAGAUUCCUGGGAUGAUUGCCCUUUAGUCUGUGUCCUGGUCAGAUAGGAGAUCAAAGUUCUCCAUUUUCACUUUGACUGUGAUGAGAGAAAAAAAAAGAGAUUCAAUUGUUUGUUUUCCUUGUGUGGGUGUGUGCUGGCAUGUAUGUAUGUGUUCUUGUAUGUGUGUUUGGGGAGGGGGGAGCUUUGCUAGUAUUAAUUACAAAAUUUAGAUUAUAAUGAUGUGGCUAGUGAAAUGUGGUUUUGGAAGUGAUGUUCUACUGUUUCAUCUCUACAGUAAUUGAACGUUUAAGAUAUAUUUAUAUAUGUUAAUGAUUGUCAAUGUAUGGAAGUAAAGCCAAUAUUUUAUCUUUUUUGCCCAUGACAUGGUCAGUUCUAAGGAGUAAAUGCUGUUUUGAGGAGAGGAAGUGAAACACGAGUAAUGUCUACAGCAUGUCAAAAUGUGUAUGAAUGACUUCUGUGACUUAACCUGUUGAAACUCUGUGUUCUUUGAUUACUGGUAAAUAUAUUGAAAAGAGAAUUAAAACUAUUAUUUAUUAA